Encephalitozoon intestinalis ATCC 50506 is the source of this 1908-nucleotide messenger RNA. RefSeq names its product DNA mismatch repair protein MutL. The record is from RefSeq and is a predicted model, not a curated record. Bases 1 to 1908 code for a protein of 635 amino acids. Gene Ontology annotation, cellular component: MutLalpha complex. Gene Ontology annotation, biological process: mismatch repair. The transcript has a single exon. Lineage: Eukaryota; Fungi; Microsporidia; Unikaryonidae. Gene Ontology annotation, molecular function: mismatched DNA binding; ATP binding; ATP hydrolysis activity.
AUGAUAAAGAGGCUCCCUGAGGAUAUAGGGAGAAGAAUAAAAGCCCAGCGAUCCAUUCCAAACACUUACAUUGUUGUGAAAGAACUGGUGGAAAACUCGAUUGACUCUGAAUGCACAUGGAUAAGGAUACAAGUCGAUGACUCUAUAGUGGUUGAGGACAAUGGAUGUGGAAUAAGCGAUCUGCGUGAUGUUGGAGUUGAGGGAAGUACUUCGAAGGAGUCGAUGGCAUACUAUGUGCUAGGAUGUGUCGACAGAGUCGAGAAGCCUUCUUAUGGGUUCCGGGGACAAGCCCUUAGUUCUCUUUCGGAGGUGUGUGAUUUGGAAAUUAUUUCCCGAUCAGAACAUCCGUUUGGACUCAAAAAAGACUUUUCAACAGGCAUCGUUUCAAGAUGUGCGAGGGAGAAAGGCACAACUGUCCGUGUUCGAAAUCUAUUCAAGAAUUGCCCUUUAAGAAGGUCGGCAAGCGAAAGCAGGCUAAAGAAGGACCUGGGAAGGAUCUGUGCUUUGAUUGAAUCAUACCGCUGUACCAACAAGAUAAAUUUCACCCUGUUCCACAAGAGAAAGGUUCUUCUAAGUUGUGGAGGGUACGAGACGCCGAGAGAGUAUUUCGAAUCCAACUAUCCUUCCUUUGUCGGGAAGUAUAUGGAGCUGUGCAAUGGGCAGGUGGAAUUCUUUAUGCUUCCGGCAUCUGUCCGAGAGCCCAAGCAGCUGAUGUUUCUGGAAAGAAGGCCGAUUUCGAACAAAAGGAUAUCGGCUGCAAUAAAGAAUGAAUUCAAUCUGUAUAGCGAAGGAAUCCCGACGUUUGUCCUGGUGAUCAAGGGGUAUGGGGAUGUAAAUGUAUCCACGGACAAGAGCGAGGUUAUAUUUUCUGACGAGGGUGGGAUUCUGAGUCUUCUGAAGUCUGAGAUUGGCAGGUUCUUCUCUUCCGAGGUGCAUAUGCAUUCUCGGAGCAUUCCCAAGACUCUGGGAAGUUAUUCUCCAGCCCGAAACGAAACAGAAGACAAUAGCGGAGAAGGAUUUAUGGGAAGUAACUUCUCUGGAACAGCUGUGCACCAUCCGGCUGUGAGACUAUCACGAGUAGCUCCCUCCCUGGGAAAGAGGGAGAGAAAGCAGAAUGAAAUGACAGAAGAAAAUGAAGAAAGGAGCAAGGAUUCAUCGUCGGUGGAAGAACCCUCAUCAGGAAUUGGGUCGCUGGACAACACCGAAGUGAAGCCUUCUUCAUCAAACCUCUCUGAAGAGUUGGAGCCACCUCUCGAGGAGAAACAACAAGAAGAAAUAUACGAAAACGAAGGCCAUCUGGCAACAGGAGCAUAUUCAUUCUUCAAAUACGACGAGCUUGUCCAUCCGAAGAUUUCGUUUUCAAAGAGCGACUUCAACAGACUUGAAAUCAUAGGCCAGUUUAACAACGGAUUUAUCAUUGCAAAACUGGAGAAAAACGAAAAGACCUAUCUUAUAGCUGUAGACCAACAUGCAGCAGAUGAAAUCAGGAACUUUGAGAAUAUCAAGAAAACAUUUUACCUAAAGAAACAGAGUGUGAUAGUCCCUGUGAAAUUGGACCUCACACCCAUUGAGGAGAUGAUUGUCAACGAGAAUUCAGAGGUGUUUGAAAAAAAUGGAUUUGUUGUGAAGAAUGGCAUGCUGGAGACGAUUCCUGUUUACAGAAACCAGGUGUUUGGAAUCAAGGAGUUCAGGGAACUUCUCGAGGAUGUGAAGAACGAAGAAUAUGAAUUCAAGAAAAUUCGGAGCAUAAUUGCUUCAAAGGCAUGUAGAACAAGCGUAAUGAUAGGCGACGCUCUUUCUGCAGCGGACAUGAAGAGGAUAGUAAGGAGCUUGGGCGUCUUGGACAGGCCUUGGAAGUGUCCUCACGGAAGGCCUACGUUCAUGAUAUUGAAUGAGGCAGAGAUAUAG